GUUGUUUGUUGUUGUUUGUUGUUUCCCGCCAUUUUGCAAAAUUCAGUUCAAGUUACAUUAUAUUUUUUGAGUCUCUAUGCAGUUAUUUCUCCAAAAUGUCCUCUCAGAAAGAAACAUGGCAAACAACAAGACCAACCAUUAGAUCAAGAAGCAAAUUUAUGUUCAACAAUGAGCUUCUGAGUGAUAUUUCCUUUGUCGUUCCAGUGCAAUUGGACGAGAAUGAAAACAAGAAAUGCAAGAAGGCGAUUCCCGCUCAUAAGUUCGUACUGGCGAUAAGUAGCCCAGUAUUCUUUGCCAUGUUCUUUGGCGAUCUUGCGGAGAAGUCAAACUCUAUCACGCUCCCUGACUGCGAGUACGAGAGUUUGCUAGAACUUUUUCGCUUUAUGUAUUGCGACGAGGUAAAAUUGAAUGAAGACAAUGUUAUGCAAGUCCUGUAUUUGGCCAAGAAGUAUAUCUUGCCUUCGCUUGUUGAUAGAUGCUCUGAGUAUCUGGAAGAAAUCUUAAAUACUUCUAAUGUGUUUUGCGUGAUGACUCACGCUCAAGGCUAUGGAGAGAAAAGUCUGGUGAAAGAGUGCUGGAAAGUGAUCGAUAAACAUGCAGAAGAGGCGGUGAAAAUGGAAGGAUUCUUCACAAUAAAAAGGCCUUUGCUUGAAGAACUAGUCAAGAGAGAUUCAUUAAACAUUAAAGAAGUGGAUUUAUUCAAAGCGGUCGAUGGCUGGGCAACAAAAGAAUGCCAGCGAUUGGGAUUAAUGCCUGGUGGUAGAGCAAAAAGAUCAGUCCUUGGAGAAAAGAUUGUCAAAGCAAUUCGUUUUCCUGUCAUGACACGGGAUGACUUUGAUAAAGCUGUUCUUGAUUGUAGAAUAUUAACAAUACAAGAAGCUUUUACUAUGGAGGCGCAUUACAACUCAGUUUCAACCUCGCCAAUUGAAUUCUUAAAAGUUAAAAGGAGUGGUCUGCGUCAGAGAUGUUGCCGAUUCAGCUCUGUUGUGCUGGAAACUGGGAACCUUCCUUAUCGCUCAUACCAUCAAGACUGCCUGUACUUUGCAGUGGACAGGGAAGUUGUCUUGCAUGGAGUCUCUAUGUUUGGAAGCCAAAGUCGGAAAUACCAGGUGACGGUAACGCUCAGAGAUUCCACUGAUGGUUCCAUUAUGGCUACCAAAACAGGGAAAUGCUCUUCUGUGUUCAUGGAAUUAACGGAAGGAUCAGGUACUUUUUAUGGCUUCGACAUAAUAUUUGACGACCCUCUGUUUCUAAAGAAAGGCGUGUUGUAUUAUGUGAAAGCUGCGAUGUCUGGGCCAAUCAUUUGGCAUGGAAGUAGUGGUGUCAAUUCCAUUCAGUGUCCUGGUGUUAAAUUUAGCUUCAAAAACCACAAGAAGAAUUUGAAAACCAGUAUUAGAGAAGGACAGUUCCCUCACUUUCUAUUCAGCUUAGAAUAAGUAGAAUUGCAGCCUACCAAUGAGGAGUUACUGUUAGGGCUAAUAACAUGCAUGUACACAUGUAGGUUUAAAGCAGGGCUAAAACUUAACUCCAGUGUGCAGUGGCCAGCCAGACCAGUAUCCUUGAUCUCUAAGUGGCCCAGGACCAAAUCAAGUGGCCCUGGAAUUUCUGUUGUUGAAUUUACCUGAAUAUUCGUCUUCUGGCCUUUUACUGUUUUGAAAUGUUCACACUCUUUUGUUAGAAUCAUAAAUCAGUGUUGGAAAUUAGCCCUCGGCUGCUUGCCAAUGCAAGUGUGGAAAGCGUCAGGCAAUUACAGAUCAUUGAUCACUUGCCCGUUUGGGGAGUACCAUUUUCAUUUUUGGUUUAAGCUUAAAUAUUUAUACCACUCCUUUUUGUUUUACAUUUUGGCAACAAUAUCUCUAAACAAAAACAUACCAGUGCUUUUUUUCCUACCUGUUUUAUCUUUCAAGAUGCCCAAAUAAUUUGGCAAUAACACACAGUAUAGUGUUUCAUAAAUAGACGAAAUGAAAAACGGCUACCUCUGAUAAUUUACAAUACACGUAUAUGAAGUGAUACUGUUGGUCUCUAUUUGAGGCGGCAGUAAUUAGUACAUGAGAAUUAAAGAUUCGCUUGCUAAGAAAUGUAUCUCACGAGGAUACAUCUUGAAAUAGAAACUGCUUUGAAAAUUAAAGUGCCUCUGUUGUAGUCAUCUUUUGGUUUAGGUAGUUAGUAGAAUUUUUUAUUGAAGGGAAAACAUCAGUCUUCUACAGGCCAACAAGCUGUUCACUCCUAUGUCUCGAUUCCAUGGAUAUAUGUGAAUUUGGUAACGCCAGUUAUUUGUUAAACUGUUUUUACAGAAAUGUGGAAAAAUUUCCAAGAAGUGUCAAAAACUGAUGAUAAAAACGAGGAUAAAACAGUAAAAUCAGUCCCCAAUCCUAACAAGGGGUCUCCUAAAUGGAGCAGAAAAAGAAAGGACAACGCAAAAUAGCAAACCGGGCCUCUGUAAUUACAAGAUACCAAAAAAAUUUAUGGUUUGUGAAUCAUUGUGAAUAUUUUUUUGUGGGGGGCAUUCUUCUGGGUGAGUGAAAAUUACACAGGGCCAGUGGAUUUUGAGAAUUACUCACCUGAAUGGCAAGUGCCGUCAAAAUUUAGUUUCCAACACUGAUAAUUUCGGUUAACUUCCUAAACAUCUUUCUUAUUCUUUGGUUGUUCGGUCAGCAGUAACUCAGUAUCCUGACUACCAGAGAAAUCUUCACUUUUGUCAUAAUUUAAUUAAAUUAUCCAAAACUGUUGUGGAGGUGAUAACACAUGCGACGAAAACACACUGCACAGUACUCUGGAUGAGUCUGGAGUCACAUGGCAAAUGGUGUCUCAAUAAGUAUGGAUUGGCUUGGAAUUGUUUAUGGAUUUAAUCCACCUGGAAUUUUCCACUAACUAAACAUUCAGUAAAGUUGAUGAAAUUAGAGUUGGUGGAAAGAAAAGAAAGUUAAACUACUAAUUAUUUUAUUUGUAUUUUAACUUCGUACUUUGCAAUACCUUGUGCUGAAUAUUUGUAAUUUUUGUAUUGUAGUCACAUAUUAUGUGAUUAAAACUCUAGUUUUGGUCGCCCUUUUAGGUUUUUAGUCACCACUGGCAAGCUGGCAACUGUCACAUUUUAGCCCUGGUUAAGCAAGUCUGAGGGAAAGUGCUCAAGGAGAGUAAACCAUUAUUUAGUUAACCAAAAUUACUAUGACUCCCCUCCCUCAAAGAAAAUCCUCGAAGAAUCAUUUGCAUCUCAAAAUGUAUUCACCUUAAAUCCAAACCCCUCCCAUUUAAAUGCUAUUUCUUAUUGCUGAACUCAUCUCCCCUCCCCUCCCCCCAAACAAAGCAGAAAAGUUUCCUCACCCCUCCACUCCAAGAAUCCCCCUCACCUCACACUCACUUUUAUCCCUGAGCAACCCUUUAUAAAGGUGAAUGAAUCAAUCAAGGUACAUGUACAAGUUUGUUAUAUCAUUGACUAUUGUUUAUUUAAGGUUACAUUGUUUUCCCAGGUUCUGUUUGCUUGAAGCUAGUUUAUCAAAGUCUCAUUUAAUCUGUUGCUCAAAGUUUGUUUUUGAGUUUGUAAAAUUAAGUGUUCUGCGAUUGUCCAGAAAUUAUUAUAAAAUUAUAUGAAAAUAUUUUCAGAUUUAUCAAAAUCAAUAAAGACACUAUGACAAAAGUUUGCAAGUUAUUUUUAAAGUUACAAAUUAACAUACAUGUAAUUGUAUACUGAAAACAGAUGGGAAAUGAAGAGUGUCAUUUUGAUGUUAUGAUAAAAAAUAAUAUUUUAUAUGUUUACCCUCUUCACUUGCUGAUAAAGUUAGUUUAGGUUCCUGUGAAGACUGAGGAAAUUAAAAAAUUGUCACACUAUUAAAUAGUUGACUUGUAUUGUUAUGCAAUAAAGUUAUAAUAAUU
Orbicella faveolata is the source of this 3870-nucleotide messenger RNA. RefSeq names its product BTB/POZ domain-containing protein 6-like. Gene Ontology annotation, biological process: neurogenesis. Gene Ontology annotation, molecular function: protein binding. Gene Ontology annotation, cellular component: cytosol. NCBI's taxonomy places the organism in Eukaryota, Metazoa, Cnidaria, Anthozoa, Scleractinia, Merulinidae. The record is from RefSeq and is a predicted model, not a curated record.